Eimeria maxima is the source of this 609-nucleotide messenger RNA. RefSeq lists its product as hypothetical. Lineage: Eukaryota; Apicomplexa; Conoidasida; Eucoccidiorida; Eimeriidae. The record is from RefSeq and is a predicted model, not a curated record. The transcript has 3 exons. The coding region runs from base 1 to 609 and encodes 202 amino acids.
AUGAUGCGCAAGGACGGGGUAGAGAAGACGCUGCAGCAGCAGCAGCUGCUGCUAAGAAGACUUGAUGCUGCUGUGCUGCUGCUGUCGCAGCAGCAGCAGCGGCUGUCUGUGCAGCAGCGGGAGAUAUUUAAGGAAAUUUGCUUCUUUAUUUGCUGCCUUCCUCCUGCUGCUGCAGUGUCUGCACAGGCUAAAGAUUUUGCUGCUGCUGCUGCUGCUGCAGCACCUGUGGGGCCCUUGCCAAGGGGGGUACCUGGCUUAGAUUAUACCCAAAUAGACAUUAAGCCAGCGUUGUCUCGAAGAGUUUUGGUUACAACAGAAGCAACAGGAGAAGUGGCCCUGCACCACGUGGGUGAGCGCGAGGUGUACGUACAGCUGGAGCAGCAGCAGCAGCAGCAGCAAAAACAGCAGCAGAAGCAGCAGAAGCAGAGACGGAGGCGGGGGGAGUUGGCGGAGCUGCUGCCUGGUGUCUUGCUGCUGGAGGAUUUCCCUGCAUUGACAGCAGCAGAAGCUUUCUCCCUUGCAUGCAUUGCUUCUUCGUCUUCUGCUGCUGCUGCAGCAGCAGCAGCAACAACAACACCCCUGCAGCACCGCUUAGUAGCGGCGAGCUGA